AUGACUACCGUUCGUGCUUUUCUCGCAAUAGCGGCUUGCAAAAACUGGGAAAUACAUCAAAUGGAUGUGCAAAAUGCCUUUUUGCAUGGUGACCUAGCAGAGGAAGUUUACAUGAAGUUUCCCCCCGGGUUUGAAAGUUCAGAUCCGUCUUUGGUGUGUAGGUUACGCAAGUCAUUGUAUGGCUUGAAACAAGCACCUCGGUGUUGGUAUGCAAAGUUGACAACGGCUCUAAAACGGUAUGGAUUUAUCCAAUCCUAUUCAGAUUACUCUUUAUUUACAUAUACUAAUGGCAAUACUCAAAUUAAUGUCUUAGUUUAUGUGGAUGAUCUUAUUAUUUCUGGGAAUGAUUCCGCUGCACUUAAGGCUUUCAAAGCAUAUCUUAGUGAUUGUUUUAAAAUGAAAGAUCUUGGUUCCCUUAAAUAUUUUUUAGGCAUUGAGGUGGCUCGUAGUCCGUCCGGAUUAUUUUUGUGUCAAAGAAAGUAUACUCUGGAUAUUAUCUCUGAAACAGGUUUAUUGGGUGCAAAGCCGAGUGGGUUUCCCAUGGAACAAAAUCACAGACUCGCUCGUGCUAAUGGCGAAUUUCUUCAGUAUCCAGAAGCUUAUCGUCGUCUUGUGGGACGGCUAAUAUAUCUCGGGGUCACUAGACCGGAUCUAGCCUACUCAGUUCACAUUUUGUCACAAUUCAUGCAAGCACCUCGCAUAGAACAUUGGGAGGCGGCCUUGAGAGUUGUUAGUGAGUCAGCAUUGCAUAUUGCGAGGAACCCUGUGUUUCAUGAGCGUACGAAACACAUAGAGGUUGAUUGUCAUUUUGUUCGCGAUGCCAUCACUGAAGGAUUAAUUUCUCCGUCACAUGUGUCCACUAAAGAUCAAUUAGCGGAUAUAUUCACAAAGGCACUCGGAAAGGCGCAGUUUGAUAAACUUCUUUCCAAGUUGGUUCGCCUCCUCCGAUCUUUUGCUAGGAAAAACAAUGAAAAGAAACUGCCACCAGGGCCACCGCCUCUACCCAUCUCCGGGGACCUCUUUAGCCUCGGCUCCAUGCCACAUGUCUCCUUGACAAAACUUGCCAAAGAAUAUGGCCCAUUGAUGAUGCUGCAGCUCGGCCAAGUGCCUACAGUGAUCAUUUCUUCAGCUGCCGUGGCAAAAGAGGCCCUUCAAAAGAAUGAUGUGUGCUUCUCCAGCCGCCAUAUUCUUGAUGCUGUUCGUGCACUCAAACACCAUGAAAAUUCAGUGGCUUGGUUGCCAGCAGGUUCAGCAUCAUCUGAAUGGAGAAAUUUACGAAAAAUCUGUAAUUCCCAUGUUUUCUCUGCCAGCAGACUGGGUGCUAGCCAAAGCCUUCGAAGAAAUAAGAUCAAUGAUCUUAUUUUCUAUGUUGAGAAGAGCAGCGAUGAUGGUACAGCAGUAAACAUCGGCCAAGCAGCAUUCACUACUACCCUCAAUUUGCUGUCAAAUACUUUUUUUUCAGUUGAUAUGGGUGAUCCCAAUUCUGAAAUUGCUCGUGAAUUUCGAGAGACAAUACGAGGCCUGAUGGAAGAAGUUGGGAAACCCAACUUUGCAGACUAUUUUCCCUUCCUGCAAAAGAUUGACCUACAGGGCAUCAGACAACGUACAAGUGUUCACUUUGGAAAGCUGAUAGAUUUUUUCAAGAUUAUGAUCAACCAAAGGUUGCAAGGGGAAAGGCCGUCAGGAUCAAUUGAAGGCAACGAUGUUUUAGACGCACUGUUAGGCAUUAAUCAUGAGAAAAAUGAGAAAAUUGAACUUUCAAUCAUACCUUAUCUUCUACUGGACUUAUUUUCAGCAGGAACUGACACAACAUCAACCACCCUAGAAUGGGCAAUGGCAGAAUUGUUGCACAACCCAGGAAAGCUGAAGAAAGCACAAAUGGAGCUCCAAGAAAUCAUUGGAAAGGGAAAUUCAUUAGCAGAAACUGACACUCCUCGGCUUCCAUACUUGCAGGCCAUUGUCAAGGAAACCUUGAGAAUGCACCCACCAGUGCCACUUCUGCUGCCUAAAAAAGCCGAUGCAGAUGUGCAGCUCUUCGGCUUUAAUGUCCCCAAAAAUGCACAAGUACUGAUAAAUGCAUGGGCCAUUGGGAGAGAUCCAACCUUGUGGGAAAAUCCCACUUUAUUUGAGCCAGAGCGAUUUAUGGGAUCAAAUAUUGAUUUCAAGGGCCAUGAUUUUGAGCUGAUUCCAUUUGGUGCUGGCCGUCGUAUCUGUCCUGGGUUGCCAUUGGCUAAUAGGAUGAUCCCUUUGAUGCUGGGAUCACUAAUUCAUGGUUUUGAUUGGAAGCUAGAAAAUGGGAUUUCACCAGAUGAGAUGGAUAUGGAGGAGUCAUUUGGGCUCACCGUGGAGAAAGCUCAGCGACUUUGUGCCAUUCCAGUUCGUAUCUGAAUUGUAACCCUACAAACCUACAAUCACACUUAUCAAAGAAUUGAGCAAAAAAAUAGAGAUGUUGAAGCAAUAGCUCUUCUUAAAGCAUUGUCACACAGUUCUCAACUAUACUAAUAUACUUCGUAGACUUUCGUUGUACCCUACAGUAAGCGUGCUUAGCCUGAAGACUUUUAUAUAGUAAGCUCAAACCACUCUGUAUAUAAUGAAAUUUGCAUUUUGUUCUGACACUACAAAAGAAUGAUAUUUGAAAAUAAGGGAUCUUGGGAUCCCCGACAUGUAAUCCUAUUUUAUGAUGUAUCAAAUUGAGGGAGAACAUGCUUAGCCAAGAGAAAGAGAAAUAAACCUACAAAAUCAAUAAAGACAAA
Molecule: messenger RNA, 2753 nt
Organism: Chenopodium quinoa (quinoa)
Lineage: Eukaryota; Viridiplantae; Streptophyta; Magnoliopsida; Caryophyllales; Amaranthaceae
Product: geraniol 8-hydroxylase-like
Exons: 4
Coding region: 1-2388 (795 amino acids)
Molecular function (GO): iron ion binding; monooxygenase activity; heme binding
Source: RefSeq, a predicted model, not a curated record